Molecule: messenger RNA, 1898 nt
Organism: Coregonus sp. 'balchen'
Lineage: Eukaryota; Metazoa; Chordata; Actinopteri; Salmoniformes; Salmonidae
Source: the annotation of a GenBank genome assembly
AUGACUCUGCGAGGUAAAGUGGCUCUAGUUACGGGCGGAGCGCAAGGUAUCGGUAGAGCCGUAGCAGAAAGCCUACUGAAGAAUGAAGGAAAGGUUGGUGUUUAUAUAUAAAGUUAUUAGCCUAUUGUCGCCCGUAAAUGCACUGUGGUUUUGGUUACUUUACGCAUUUUACGCGCGGCGCUUGUACCAACCUCUCGUGCUUGUAUGGAGCCAAAACCAACCCUGCAACGGUGUUGCACAAGAACCGUUUAAAAUAUUUGGACAUAGUUUUGUAGAUGUUCUGAUUUUUAUAUCUGCAGGUUGCACUUGUUGACUUGAAUCAAAGUGUCGGAGAGGAAUGCAAGAAGAUUUUAGAUGGAGAGUUUGGAGAUGGGAACUGCAUUUUCAUUCAAUGUGAUGUGACGGACAGAUUGAAACUUAAAGGUAAUGGUUGCCUGACAAUAAAACUAUGAUACUUCUGGUUCAUAGUCUGAGAUUAUUGGCAUUCCGUUUGGAACAUUUCCUCUCACAAACUCUACAAGCCUGAAUGUUUAAUGCAAUUUUAUUUCAGUUUAGGCUACUCUGCCAGUCGUCUGUGCUGUUUGUGGGUUUUGUGGGUAGGAAUUUGAGAAAAAAUAUCCACAGGAAAGUUUUCAAACGCUGGUACUGCUUUCUAUCACCUGGCACAUGCACAAAACAAUGUAAACACGUGCACGAGCUCGGAAAGUAUGCAUGCAUCGCUUGCAUGUAUUUACAUCGUGUGAGUAUGCUUCUAGUGAUAGACAUCUGAACCCACUACCAGCGCUUUGAAAAGUUGGUUUAAUUAUACUUGCCUGUGGACAUUUUAUCUCCACUUCCUACGGUCAAAAGGACCAACAGCAUGGACAACCGGUCAAGUUUACAUAUAAUUGUAUUCAACAUUCUGGCUUGUAAAUAAGAGACUCUUGUGUCCAUGGGGUAACCAUGGUAACAGUCUGACUUUCGGCAAAGGUAAUUGCACCUUUACUAGGGUACUGCAGCUGCUAUCUUUUCUUUAGAGGUUAUUAGCCUAACCUACCUAAAACUAACUAUAUGCAUAAUAAUCUAAUUUAUCUCAUGCUGCACAGUGGGUUAGAAUUCAGAAUAUUCUCCUUUUCGAUCACCUUUAGGCCUACCUAUUUUAAGACAUCAUUCACCUCUGAAACAGACUUUCAUUGUGUGGAAAUGAAUUAGAUACUUUUGACAUGAUUUCAAAAACGCCCCAGGCAAAACACAUUGGAAUGUUCUUGGAUGUAGCCUUACCUAAAUAUCUGCGCUUAUAAGAGUCCAUUCAACCAACACUGAACACUGUCAAUGCAUGACUGAAACUUAAACGUCGACACGGUUUAUUUAGUCUUGUAAAACAGGACAUUUGUUAGACAUUUGUUGUUAAAGUAAAGCAACGUACGUGACUUGUUGCUCCUGCCUUGGUUAAGGUGAUUAAUUUUUUAUUUAAUUGAAGGUUUUGUUGUGGAAUGUUUUCAGCUGAAAGGCAGGUGCUGGUAAAUACCUGUUUUACUGCACUUUUUGUGGCUUAGAUAAUUGUUUAGAUGUACUUGUUUACUUAGAUAGACAAAGAUGCAAUGUUCUUGUAGUAAACAUAACCUGUAUAAUUAAUCUAAGAGCUAGAUGUUCUUCUUUGAUAUAGCAUCUAAAUUAUAGUUUAGAUGUAAAUAAACAAAGAGGCAAUGUUCUUGACAAAUGUCCAUCUUGUAUGGACUGAUAGUGUUCUUCUUGUAGGGGUUAAUCUAUAGUUAAUCAAUCUAAGUGUUGGACUCUUCUUUCAUAUUGCAGAUGCUUUUCAAAGUACAGUCGACCGGUUUGGAAGAUUGGAUAUUGUCGUCAACAAUGCUGGCAUCAACAAUGAGAAGGACUGGGAGAAGACCAUUGAAGUGAAUCUG